CAUUUAUGUAACAUGGACACAAAAUCUAGUUGAAAAGCACAGUGCUACAAAAAUGCUGUUAGCCACAGUACCCUUGGCAUAUAGUCCCCAGGCAGAGACAACUGUCAGCGAUUUUACGACGUCAAGUGAUCAAGUUUCCAGAUUUUCGUUUAUUGCUGCGUUACAGUUGGAUUCUGGACGGAGUGUUGAGUUGCAUAUUUGCAGCACAACUCCAAAUGUUCCGUUACUUAACCGACAUAAUGCCCUGAUUCCACAACACCCGCUAGAGAUUGGUAAACAUAUCUGCGCAAUAUGUGGUGAUCGAGCAUCGGGAAAGCAUUACGGUGUCUACAGCUGUGAAGGUUGCAAAGGAUUUUUCAAAAGAACAGUUCGGAAAGAUUUGAGUUAUUCUUGUCGAGAAAAUCGGAAUUGUGUUAUUGAUAAGCGACAAAGAAAUCGUUGUCAAUAUUGCCGAUACAAAAAAUGUCAACGAAUGGGGAUGAAAAGAGAAGAUGUUAAACACCUCCCAGUUGAUGUCCAGUUCUAUCGAGGCCGAAAGUACAAGCAGUAGCU
Enterobius vermicularis (human pinworm) is the source of this 552-nucleotide messenger RNA. NCBI's taxonomy places the organism in Eukaryota, Metazoa, Nematoda, Chromadorea, Rhabditida, Oxyuridae. The record is from the annotation of a GenBank genome assembly.